GAGACUACUACUAUAAAAGGGGGAAGCGAGGGGCUUUCUCUUCUCCUCAUCCCCUUGGUCACUUAUUUUAUUUUUAUUCAUUCGUUCACCAGCACCCGCCGCUGUUGCUGAGUAGGAUGGCAGAGAGCGGAGGAGAUUUCAGCUUCACGAAGCGUGAGAACGGACCAGGAGCAGGAGCGGCAGGGAUGAGCGGUAGUAGCGCUCAGAACGCGACGGUGGUGUCGCGAAGUGGGCUGCCUCGGAUCCAGACCCACGCCAAGAACGGGAUAUGCCACGACGACAGCGCGGCCCCGGUGAAGGCCCAGACCAUCGAUGAGCUCCACUCCCUUCAGAAGAAGAAAUCAGCGCCCACCACUCCCAUUAACAACAACAACAAAGACAACCCUUCCUCCUCCUCCUUACCCUCCUCUCCCUUCUCUGCCCUCUCCGAAGAGGAACGCCAAAAGCUCCAGCUCCAGUCCAUCAGCGCGUCGUUGGCAUCACUGACGAGGGAGACAGGGCCCAAGUUGGUGAAGGGGGACCCAGCCAAGAAAUCGGAAACACCCAAGGUUGCCCACCAUCACCAUGACCAUUUCGCCCCCGCCUUCGGUGUCAGCGACAGCGCCUUGAAGUUCACCCAUGUCCUCUACAACCUUUCCCCUUCCGAGCUGUAUGAACAAGCCAUAAAGUAUGAGCAUGGAUCAUUUGUAACAUCAAGCGGCGCCCUGGCCACCCUGUCGGGUGCUAAGACCGGCCGAUCUCCGAGGGACAAACGUGUAGUCAAGGACGAGACUACCACUGAUGAGCUCUGGUGGGGAAAGGGCUCGCCUAACAUUGAGAUGGAUGAACACACUUUCCUGGUGAACAGGGAGAGGGCUGUUGACUAUUUGAACUCCUUGGACAAGGUUUUUGUGAAUGAUCAGUUCCUAAAUUGGGAUCCUGAGAACAAGAUCAAAGUCCGAAUCGUCUCAGCAAGAGCGUACCAUUCUCUCUUCAUGAAUAAUAUGUGUAUCCGGCCCACGCCUGAAGAACUGGAGGAAUUCGGUACUCCUGACUUCACAAUUUACAACGCGGGGCAGUUCCCAUGUAACCGAUACACACACUAUAUGACAUCAUCGACCAGCAUAGACCUUAACCUCUCGAGGAGGGAAAUGGUCAUCCUUGGCACCCAAUAUGCUGGUGAGAUGAAGAAAGGUCUCUUCAGCGUCAUGCAUUAUCUCAUGCCGAAGAGACAAAUCUUAUCCUUGCACUCUGGCUGCAAUAUGGGCAAAGACGGCGAUGUUGCCCUAUUCUUUGGUCUUUCAGGUACUGGUAAGACAACUUUGUCCACCGAUCACAAUAGACUGCUGAUUGGCGAUGAUGAGCACUGUUGGAGUGAUAAUGGUGUCUCAAAUAUUGAGGGUGGUUGUUAUGCAAAAUGCAUUGAUUUGUCCAGAGAGAAGGAACCUGAUAUCUGGAAUGCCAUAAAAUUUGGAACUGUACUUGAGAAUGUGGUAUUUGAGGAGCACACACGGGAAGUUGAUUAUACUGAUAAAUCCGUCACAGAGAACACUCGAGCAUCCUACCCGAUUGAGUACAUACCGAAUGCAAAGAUACCCUGCGUCGGCCCACACCCUAAAAAUGUGAUCCUUUUGGCGUGCGAUGCAUUUGGAGUACUGCCACCAGUGAGCAAGCUAAACCUCGCCCAGACCAUGUACCAUUUCAUCAGCGGUUACACUGCUCUUGUGGCUGGUACCGAGGACGGUAUCAAAGAGCCUCAGGCCACUUUCUCUGCUUGUUUUGGUGCUGCUUUCAUUAUGCUUCAUCCCACCAAGUAUGCUGCAAUGCUCGCUGAGAAGAUGCAGAAGUAUGGUGCCACCGGUUGGCUCGUCAACACUGGUUGGUCUGGUGGAAGGUAUGGCGUUGGCAAUCGCAUCAAGCUGCCGUACACCCGCAAGAUCAUCGAUGCCAUUCACUCAGGGAGCCUUUUGAAUGUUAAUUACAAAAAGACGGAGGUGUUUGGACUCGAGAUACCAACUGAAAUUGAAGGAGUUCCAUCUGAGAUCCUGGAUCCAGUCAACACCUGGAAGGACAAGGACGCAUACAAGGAGACCCUGCUGAAGCUUGGCGGUUUAUUCAAGAAGAAUUUUGAGGUGUUUGCCAGCUACACGAUAGGCAAGGAUGGCAAGCUGACGGAGGAGAUCCUUGCUGCUGGCCCCAACUUUUGAAAGAAUUCCAUUUAACCCAAGAAGAAAAAAACGCUCUUAAGAUGUAUUAUGUAAAGAGUUGGAGAGGAGGAAGAAGAAAAGAUGAACUGAAAAAUAAAUAGAGAAUGUUGUUGAGGAUUUGGUGGGUGGGUGAGGAAGAGGGCAUACAAGGUUCAGCAAUUGCAAUGGUUGCAUCACCAAGUAUCUAUUAUAUAAACUUUUUACAUCGUUAUGUAAAAACACUAUAUCGGACAAGUUUCCUAUGCCUAUUAGCUGAAUGAGCCCGCGUGUUCCC
Molecule: messenger RNA, 2460 nt
Organism: Asparagus officinalis (garden asparagus)
Lineage: Eukaryota; Viridiplantae; Streptophyta; Magnoliopsida; Asparagales; Asparagaceae
Product: phosphoenolpyruvate carboxykinase (ATP)
Exons: 12
Coding region: 117-2186 (689 amino acids)
Biological process (GO): gluconeogenesis
Cellular component (GO): cytosol
Molecular function (GO): phosphoenolpyruvate carboxykinase (ATP) activity; ATP binding
Source: RefSeq, a predicted model, not a curated record